AUGUCUCUACCGCAACUCCUUCUCCACAUUGAGAAAUGUCAUGUCUAUUUGGCGAUUGACAAUUUCGAACAAGCCAAAGCUGAAAUCUUGCACAGCAUCAAGCUUUUGAACUUGUGGAGUAAACACAAUCUCGUACAAAAUCCGCAAAUUGAAAAGUAUAUCUCGAAAUAUUUGCUACAUUUGUACGAUAACGUGGUGUCGAAAAAUCUGGCUCCACUAACUACAUCUCAAAAGUUAACAUGGCUUUCUUCAAAGCUAGCACACUCAAACGAAACCUGCUACCCAAUCUUACAAUUUGACUCAAGUUUAAAUUCACUCAAUGCUAUAUUUAUCAACACUGAUGACACUGAAUAUGAAGAGCUUCCCUUGGUACUACCACGCGGGAUAGAUGCUACAUAUGAACCAAUCUCCAACGACUCGAUUUGUAAAAAUAUCAAUGAUUUAACUGACAGUUGCUGGGAAACAGACCCAGCAAAGCUAGCCUUAUUGUAUCAGGACCUUUUGCAAAAUUGCUCCUUUGUCUCAUCCUUUUUAUCGCUAUCAGAUCAAAAUUACCCAUUAGUGGAGAUCAUCACUCCACACUGUGCCUCUAAGAGAUAUGCCGUAGCUUUGCAUUUUAAUGGAUCUCAACGAAAAGUAUACAUAAACAACAAAUUACCAAAAUUGACUUUCUCAAACAGAAAUAUUAUUAUAAAAUCAAUCGAUGAAGAGAGUAUUAGUAAUAGUAAGAGUAAGAGUAGGAGCAGUAGUGAUAGUGGUAAUAGCGAUGGUGUUAAUAGUGAUGGUGUUAAUAGUGAUCGUAGUACGAGCACAAAGAGUUUGUACUGGCCAGCUUUGAUUGAAAAGGCAUUCUUAAAAGUCAUGGCCAAAGGAUACGCAAUCGAUGGAUCAAAUAUGGCAAAUGACACAUACAUGCUAAGUGGAUGGCUACCUGAAAUCAUCAAACUCAAACAAGGUUCAUUACCUAUUUUAUUAAAGAAAUUGUGGUCUUUGAAAAAACUCGGAAAAUUGGUGUUGGGCGUAGGAACGGCGCAAUUGAGUACCAAACUCAGUAUGGAACUAAACUUGAUAAGCGAACACGAUUAUCUGAUAAUUGGCUUUAACCUGGAGGAGGGAAACGAGUGUAUCACAUUAAAGAACUCCUGGCUUACCCCAGACAUGAAAAAUAGGUUCAUCACAACAAGCGACUAUUCUCAAUUUAAAUACUUGUACGUCAACUGGAAACCAUAUAGUCUGGGUGACCCAACGGUGGAAAAUUUUAUCUACUCUGAAAGAAAGAUAAAUCUAGCAGACCUCCCACAAUUCCAGAUAACUGCCAUGGACGAGUGCCACAUAUUAUUAGAAAGACAUUUUUCUACACUGACAAAAGAUAAUCAGCCUUUGGAACAGCAACAGCAACAACAACAACAACAACAAGAGCAGCAGCAGCAGCAGCCUUGGACCAAAAUCACUGUAUACGAUUCCGAGUAUAAAGUUCUUGCACCAACGCAAUGCCCUAUAGUUCAAAUACUAGAAACAAAUAAUCGGCUACAACUAAUAAAAUUGAAACCCGGAAUAUAUACCAUGGCAAUUUGGUCAAAUAAACUGGGCAACUUUAGUCUCUCAUCAUUUGCAAAUACGCAAAUCAGGAAACUGCAGAGCCAAUACAAUUUUACACACAAGAUUCAUGGUGCAUGGAAUUCAGACACUUGUGGUGGAAAUUGGACAUUAUCUACAUUCCUCAAUAACCCACAGUAUGAGAUAUACGCCAGCGAGCCUACACUGGCAACACUCUGUAUAUAUACCGAGAGAGAUGACGCGGUAAACAUACACCUUGUUCACUCAGACAACUUUGCCGUGGGUAAAAGAAUUUGUCAAUUUCAUUUGGAAAAAUCACUAAUUAAUGAAAAUUAUAAUCAGGCUUUCCAACUGUACUCAGUGCAAUUGCAGCCAGGGUACUAUAGACUAAUAGUAUCAACUUAUCAACCUUGCACCAAUGCAUAUUCUUUGAUUUUAAACUCGCUGGCUGAACUAUCCGUAAUGAAGGUACCCGACUCCAUGGCACUUUACUCAACAUCAACUAAAGUUCCAUGGAACAACAAAAAUAGACUCAAGCUACCUAUUACCGUAGAUACGGCAAACACGGUGGCGACAAUUAAACUCUCGCAUCUGCAAACCGGAAACUUUCCACUGCGACAUACAGAUUAUCGACCAGGGAUGCGGUGCUCUAUAUUUAACGCGAUAACGAAGCAGCCGCUACAAAUCAAUGAGGCGUUUGACAAUGAUACUUUCUAUGGAUUAUAUGUAGACCAAAAGUUUGCAAGCACGGGGCAAUAUAUUCUUUUAAUCGAGAGAUUUGAAAUUGGCACAGGGAUAUGCCAUGUUGAAAUAGGCAGUAACUUUAAAUUGCAGAUUGAACAAGCACAAUUUGUAUAA
Lodderomyces elongisporus is the source of this 2415-nucleotide messenger RNA. RefSeq names its product Rim13p (gene RIM13). Gene Ontology annotation, molecular function: calcium-dependent cysteine-type endopeptidase activity. The coding region runs from base 1 to 2415 and encodes 804 amino acids. Gene Ontology annotation, biological process: proteolysis. NCBI's taxonomy places the organism in Eukaryota, Fungi, Ascomycota, Pichiomycetes, Serinales, Debaryomycetaceae. The transcript has a single exon. The record is from RefSeq and is a predicted model, not a curated record.